This is a messenger RNA of Orycteropus afer afer, 9762 nucleotides long. It is a transcript of the gene SPEG, whose product is annotated as striated muscle enriched protein kinase. The record is from RefSeq and is a predicted model, not a curated record. Bases 1 to 9762 code for a protein of 3253 amino acids. Lineage: Eukaryota; Metazoa; Chordata; Mammalia; Tubulidentata; Orycteropodidae. Gene Ontology annotation, molecular function: ATP binding; protein kinase activity; protein binding. Gene Ontology annotation, biological process: muscle cell differentiation; protein phosphorylation. The transcript is spliced from 41 exons.
AUGCAGAAAGCCCGGGGCGCGCGAGACGAGGCAGCGGGUACGAGGGCACCCCCCAGCCCUGGGGUGCCCCCGAAGAGGGCCAAGGUGGGGGCCAGCGGAGGAGCCCCGGAGGCCGCGCCCGGGGCGCCGGUCUUCCUGCGGCCCCUGAAAAACGCGGCGGUGCUCGCGGGCAGCGACGUGAGGCUGCGGGUGGCGGUGAGCGGGACGCCCCAGCCCAGCCUCAGCUGGUUCCGGGACGGGCAGCUCCUGCCCCCGCCGGCCUUGGAGCCCAGCUGCCUGUGGCUGCGGAGCUGCGGGCCGCGGGACGCCGGCGUGUACAGCUGCAGGGCCCAGAACGCGCGGGGCGAGGCCUCCUGUGAGGCUGUUGUCACAGUGCUGGAGGUCGGAGACUCGGAGACGGGUGAGGAUGACAUCAGCGAUGUGCAGGGGACCCAGCGCCUGGAGCUUCGGGAUGACGGGGCCUUCAGCACCCCCACGGGGGGCUCCGACACGCUGGUGGGCACCUCCCUGGACACACCCCCAACCUCCGUGACAGGCACCUCUGAGGAACAAGUGAGCUGGUGGGGCAGCGGGCAGACGGUCCUGGAGCAGGAAGCGGGCAGUGGCGGUGGCACCCGCCACCUCCCGGGCAGCCCAAGGCAAGCACAGGCAGCCGGGGCCGGGCCACGGCACCUGGGGGUGGAGCCGCUGGUGCGGGCAUCUCGAGCUAAUCUGGUGGGCGCAAGCUGGGGGUCAGAGGAUAGCCUUUCGGUGGCCAGUGACCUGUACGGCAGCGCAUUCAGUCUGUACAGAGGACGGGCGCUCUCAAUCCACGUCAGCGUCCCUCAGAGCGGAUUGCGCUGGGAGGAGCCGGACCCUCAGCCUCAGCCGGCCAGCGAAGCCCCGCGCCGCCCGGCUCUGCCGCCACCCUCCAAGUCCGCGCUGCUCCCCCCGCCAUCCCCUCGGGUGGGAAAGCGGCCCCCGCCCGGGCCCAGCGCCCAGCCCCCGGCGCCCCCCACGUCGCCACACCGGCGCACGCUGGAGUCUGUGCUGCCCGAGGACACCACCGCCGAAGAGAAGCGGGGGAGAAAGCCCAAGUCGUCGGGGCCCUCGCUGGCGGGCACGGCGGAGUCUCGGCCACAGACGCCCCUGAGUGAGGCCUCUGGCCGCCUGUCGGCGCUGGGCCGCUCGCCGCGGCUGGUGCGCGCCAGCUCCCGCAUCUUGGACAAGCUGCAGUUCUUCGAGGAGCGCCGGCGCAGCCUGGAGCGCAGCGACUCGCCCCCGGCGCCGCUGCGGCCUUGGGUGCCCUUGCGCAAGGCCCGCUCGCUGGAGCAGCCCAAGUCCGAGGGCGGCGUGCCGUGGGGCAGUCCCGGGGCUUCACAGGAGGAUCUCCGGGCAGCGACGGGCAGCGUGGCCGAGCGGCGCCGGCUGUUUCAGCAGAAGGCCGCUUCACUGGACGAGCGCACGCGGCAGCGCAGCCCGGCCUCGGACCUCGAGCUGCGCUUCGCCCAGGAGCUGGGCCGCAUUCGUCGCUCGGCGUCGCGAGAGGAGCUGGUGCGCUCGCACGAGUCCCUGCGCGCCACGCUGCAGCGCGCCCCGUCCCCGCGAGAGCCCGGCGAGCCCCCACUCUUCUCUCGGCCCUCCACGCCCAAGACCUCGCGCGCCCAGAGCCCCGCCACCACCCCGCAGCCCCCUUCGAGCGUUGGGAGCAGGCCUGGGGACGAGCCAGGGAGGCCCCGGAGCCGCGGGCCGAGGACGGAGCUAGGGGAAGGGCCGCAGCAGGAGGUUAGGCGCCGGGACCAAUUCCCGCUGACCCGGGGCAGAGCCAUCCAGGAGUGCCGGAGCCCGGUGCCGCCCGCCGCCGCCGAGCCCCCCGAGGCCAGGACGAAAACCCCCUUGGGUCGGAAGCGGGAGCCCCCGGCGCAGGCCGUGCGCUUCCUGCCCUGGGCCACGCCGGGCCAGGAGGGCGCUGCAGUGUCCCAGACCUUGGAGAAAAACAGGGCGGGGCCUGAGGCCGAGAAGAGGCUGCGCAGAGGGCCUGAGGAGGACGGGCCCUGGGGGCCUUGGGACCGCCGAGGGCCCCGCAGCCAUGGCAAAGGUCGCCGGGCCCGGCCCACCUCCCCUGAACUCGAGUCUUCAGAUGACUCCUAUGUGUCAGCUGGAGAAGAGCCCCUGGAGGCCCCUGUGUUUGAGAUCCCCCUGCAGAAUAUGGUGGUGGCACCAGGGGUGGACGUGCUGCUUAAGUGUAUCAUCACCGCCAACCCCCGGCCCCAAGUGUCUUGGCAGAAGGAUGGGUCAGCGCUGCGAAGUGAUGGCCGCCUUCUCAUCCGGGCGGAAGGUGAGAGGCACACCCUGCUGCUCAGGGAGGCUCGGGAGGCUGACGCCGGGAGCUACACGGCCACUGCCAUCAACGAGCUGGGCCAGGCCAGCUGUGUGGCCGCACUGGCCGUGAGACCUGGUGGGUCCUCGUCCCCUUUCAGCAGCCCCAUCACCUCUGACGAGGAGUACCUGAGUCCCCCAGAGGAGUUUCCGGAGCCUGGGGAGACCUGGUCCCCCACCCCCACCAUGAAGCUCAGUCCCAGCCAGAACCACCGCUCUCCUGACACUGGCUCCAAGGCACCCCCCACCUUCAAGGUCUCACUCAUGGACCAGUCGGUAAGAGAAGGCCAGGAUGUCACUAUGAGCAUCCGAGUGCAGGGGGAGCCCAAGCCUGUGGUCUCCUGGCUGAGAAACCGCCAGCCUGUGCGCCCAGACCAGCGGCGCUUCGCAGAGGAGGCAGAGGGUGGGCUGUGCCGGCUGCGGAUCCUGGCGGCCGAGCGGGGCGAUGCUGGCUUCUACACUUGCAAAGCGGUCAAUGAGUAUGGAGCCCGGCAGUGUGAGGCCCGCCUGGAGGUCCGAGCACACCCUGAAAGCCGGUCCCUGGCCGUGCUGGCUCCCCUGCAGGACGUGGACGUGGGGGCCGGGGAGAUGGCGCUGUUUGAGUGCCUGGUGGCGGGCCCUGCCGACGUGGAGGUGGACUGGCUGUGCCACGGCCGCCUGCUGCAGCCCGCGCUGCUCAAAUGCAAGAUGCAUUUCGACGGCCGGAAAUGCAAGCUGCUGCUCACCUCCGUGCACGAGGACGACAGUGGCAUCUACACCUGCAAGCUCAGCACGGCCAAAGAUGAGCUGACAUGCAGCGCCCGGCUGACAGUGCGGCCCUCACAAGCACCCCUGUUCACGAGACUGCUGGAGGACAUGGAGGUGCUGGGAGGCCGUGCAGCCCGCUUUGACUGCAAGAUCAGUGGCACCCCGCCCCCGUCCGUCUCCUGGACUCACUUUGGUCGUCCGGUGGAGGAGAGUGAGAACCUGAGGCUACGGCAGGACGGGGGUCUGCAUUCACUGCACAUCACCCACGUGGGCAGCGAGCAUGAGGGGCUUUACAUGGUCAGUGCCACCAACGCUCACGGCCAGGCCCACUGCUCGGCCCAGCUCUACGUGGAGGAGCCACGGUCAGCUGCCUCAGGCCCCAGCUCGAAGCUGGAGAAGAUGCCGUCCAUCCCUGAGGAGCCGGAGCAGGGUGAGCUGGAGCGGCUGUCUAUACCUGACUUCCUGCGGCCGCUGCAGGACCUGGAGGUGGGACUGGCCAAGGAGGCCCUGCUGGAGUGCCAGGUGACCGGCCUGCCCUAUCCCACCAUCAGCUGGUUCCACAAUGGCCACCGCAUCCAGAGCAGCGAGGACCGGCGCAUGACGCAAUACAGGGAUGUACAUCGCUUGGUGUUCCCUGCCGUGGGGCCCCAGCAUGCUGGUGUCUACAAAAGUGUCAUCGCCAACAAGCUGGGCAAAGCUGCCUGCUAUGCCCACCUCUAUGUCACAGAUGUGGUUCCAGGCCCUCCAGAUGGUGCUCCACAGGUAGUAGCUGUGACCGGGAGGAUGAUCACACUCACAUGGAACCCCCCUAGGAGUCUGGACAUGGCCAUUGACCCAGACUCCUUGACAUACACGGUGCAGCACCAGGUGCUGGGUAUGGACCAGUGGACGGUGUUGGCCACGGGCCUGCGGGAGCCUGGAUGGGCAGCCAUGGGGCUGCGUAAGGGAGUCCCGCACAUCUUCCGGGUCCUCAGUACCAGUGGCAAGAGCAGCAGCAAGCCCUCGGCCCCCUCGGAGCCCGUGCAGCUGCUGGAGCGUGGCCCGCCCCUGGAGGAGGCCCCUGCCGUGCUGGAUAAGCCCGACAUCGUGUAUGUGGUGGAGGGGCAGUCCACCAGCAUCACCGUCACCUUUAACCAUGUGGAGGCCCAGGUCGUCUGGAGGAGCUGCCGAGGGGCCCUCCUAGAGGCACGGGCCGGUGUUUACGAGCUGAGCCAGCCAGAUGAUGAUCAGUACUGUCUUCGGAUCUGUCGCGUGAGCCACCGAGACAUGGGGCCCCUUACCUGCACAGCCCGCAAUCGCCACGGCACACAGGCCUGCUCUGUCACCCUGGAGCUGGCAGAGGCCCCACGGUUUGAGUCCAUCAUGGAGGACGUGGAGGUGGGGGCUGGAGAGACUGCUCGCUUUGUUGUGGUGGUGGAGGGGAAACCCCUGCCAGACGUCAUGUGGUACAAGGAUGAGAUGCUGCUGGCAGAGAGCAGCCACGUGAGUUUUGUAUACGAGGAGAACGAGUGCUCCAUGGUGGUGCUCAGCACGGGGGCCCAGGACGGAGGCGUCUAUACCUGCACUGCCCGAAACCUGGCAGGCGAGGUCUCCUGCAAGGCCGAGUUGGCUGUGCGUCCAGUUCCGACAGCUAUGGAAGUUGAGGGGGCUGGGGAAGAUGAGGAGCAGCGGGGAAGGAGGCUUAGUGACUUCUAUGACAUCCACCAGGAGAUCGGCAGGGGUGCCUUCUCCUACCUGCGCCGCGUGGUGGAACGUAACUCCGGCCUGGAGUUUGCGGCCAAGUUCAUCCCCAGCACGGCCAAGCCAAAGGCAUCAGCACGACGGGAGGCCCGGCUCCUGGCCCGGCUGCAGCACGACUGCGUCCUCUACUUCCAUGAGGCCUUCGAGAGACGCCGAGGACUGGUCAUUGUCACCGAGCUCUGCACAGAGGAGCUGCUGGAGCGAAUGGCCAGGAAACCCACCGUGUGUGAGUCCGAGAUCCGGACGUAUAUGCGGCAAGUGCUAGAGGGAAUAUGUUACCUGCAUCAGAGCCAUGUGCUGCACCUGGAUGUCAAGCCUGAGAACCUGCUGGUCUGGGACGGUGCUGAGCGGGAAGAACAGGUGCGCAUCUGUGACUUCGGGAAUGCUCAGGAGCUGACCCCAGAAGAGCCCCAGUACUGCCAAUAUGGCACACCUGAGUUUGUGGCUCCCGAGAUUGUCAACCAGACCCCCGUGUCCGGCGUCACUGACAUCUGGCCCGUGGGUGUCGUGGCCUUCCUCUGUCUGACGGGAAUCUCCCCAUUUGUUGGGGAAAAUGAUCGGACAACACUGAUGAACAUCCGAAACUACAAUGUGGCCUUUGAGGAGACGACAUUCCUGAGCUUAAGCAGGGAGGCCCGGGGCUUCCUCAUCAAAGUGCUGGUGCAGGACCGCCUGAGGCCUACGGCAGAGGAGACCCUAGAACAUCCUUGGUUCAAAUCACAGGCAAAGGGCGCAGAGGUGAGCACUGAUCACCUGAAGCUGUUCCUCUCCCGACGCAGGUGGCAGCGCUCCCAGGUCAGCUACAAGUGCCACCUGGUACUGCGCCCCAUCCCUGAGCUGCUGCGGGCCCCCCCGGAGCAGGUGUGGGUGGCUGUGCCCAGACGCCCACUGCCCAGUGCGGGGCUGUCGUCCUCCUCGGACUCGGAAGAGGAAGAGCUGGAGGAACUGCCCUCAGUGCCCAGGCCGCUGCAGCCCGAGUUCUCAGGCUCCCGGGUGUCCCUCACUGACAUUCCCACUGAGGAUGAGGCCCUGGGAACCCCAGAGGCAGGAAUUGCCACCCCCAUGGACUGGCAGGAGCAGGGAAAGGUUCCCUCUGAGGACCAGGAGACCCUCAGCCCCCAGGCCCUCCCCUCCCCAGGCCAGGAGUCCCCCACUGGGCCUGGCCCUAGGCGGGGUGAGCUCCGGAGGGGCAGCUCGGCUGAGAGCGCCCUGCCCCGGGCCGGGCCGCGGGAACCAGGCCGGAGCCUGCACAAGGCCGCGUCUGUGGAACUGCCGCAGCGCCGGAGCCCCAGCCCGGGGGCCACGCGCCUGGCCCGGGGUGGCCUAGGGGAGGGCGAGUAUGCCCAGAGGCUGCAGGCCCUGCGCCAGCGGCUGCUGCGGGGAGCCCCUGAGGACGGCAAGGUCAGCGGCCUCAGGGGCCCCCUGUUGGAGAGCCUAGGGGGCCGUGCCCGAGACCCCCGGCUGGCGAGGGCCGCCUCCAGCGAAGCGGCGCCCCACCACCAGCCGCCGCCUGAGGCGCGGGGCCUGCAGAAAAGCAGCAGUUUCUCGCAGGGGGAGGCAGAGCCCCGGGGCCGGCAUCGCCGCGCCGGGGCACCCCUUGAAAUCCCUGUGGCCCGCCUAGGGGCCCGCAAGCUGCAGGAGUCCCCCUCCCUGUCCGCCCUCAGCGAGGCCCAACCGCUCAGCCCUGCGCGGCCAAGCGCCGCGAAGCCCAGUGCCCCCAAGUCUGCAGAACCUCCCACUGCCAUGCGCAGUGGCGCCCCACAGCCUGUGACACCCCAGCCGAUCCAAGAGAGGACCCCCAAGCCCACGCCGGAAGCAAUUCGGGCUCCCAAGCCUGCGCAGCCCCCGGCGACUCUGCCCAGUCCCGCGCCGCAGCUCACGCCCUACGCCCAGAUCAUGCAGUCGCUCCAGGUGCCGGGCCACGCCCCGGCCCUCUCGCCGGAGCCCAAACCCCACGCGGCUGUGUUCGCCAGGGUGGCCUCCCCGCCCCUUGGAGCGCCCGAGAAGCGCGUGCCAUCAGCCGGAGCGCCCCCAGGGGUGGCCAAGAAAGCAGUGGUACCCAAGGUGCCCCCCAGGCCAGGCAGCAGCCUAAGCGGCAGUAUCGAGAACCUGGAGUCGGAAGCUGUGUUCGAGGCCAAGUUCAAGCGCAGCCGUGAGUCGCCCCUGUCGCGGGGGCUGCGGCUGUUGAGCCGCUCACGCUCGGAAGAGCGCGGCCCCUUCCGCGGGGCCGAGGACGACGACGGCAUGUACCGGCCCAGCCCGGCGGGGACGCCACUGGAGCUGGUGCGAAGGCAGGAGCGCUCGCGCUCAGUGCAGGACCUCAGGGCUGCCGGCGAGCCUGGCCUCGUCCGCCGCCUGUCGCUGUCGCUGUCCCAGCGGUUGAGGCGGACCCCGCCCGCGCAGCGCCACUCGGCCUGGGAGAGCCGCGGCGGGGACGGGGAGAGUUCGGAGGGCGGCAGCUCUGCGCGAGGCUCCCCGGUGCUGGCGGUGCGCCGGCGGCUCAGCUCCACGCUGGAGCGGCUCUCGAGCCGUCUGCAGCGCAGUGGCAGCAGCGAGGACUCGGGAGGCGCGUCGGGCCGUAGCACGCCGCUGUUCGGACGGCUGCGCAGGGCCACUUCCGAGGGUGAGAGCUUGCGGCGUCUCGGCCUCGCGCACAACCAGCUGGCCACCCAGGCCGGCGCCACCACACCGUCAGCAGAAUCCUUGGGCUCCGAAGCCAGCGCCACAUCCGGCUCCUCUGCUCCAGGGGAAAGCCGGAGCCGGCUCCGCUGGGGUCUCUCUCGGCUGAGGAAGGACAAGGGGCAGUCCCAGCCAAACCUCUCUGGCAGCAUCCAGGAGGACUUGGGUCAGCAGUACGUGCGCAGUGAGUCAGACUUCCCCCCGGUCUUCCACAUCAAACUCAAGGACCAGGUGCUGCUGGAGGGAGAGGCAGCCACUCUGCUCUGUCUGCCGGCGGCCUGCCCUGCACCCCACAUCUCCUGGAUGAAAGACAAGCAGUCCCUGCGGUCAGAGCCCUCGGUGGUCAUCGUGUCCUGCAAAGAUGGACGGCAGCUGCUGAGCAUUCCUCGGGCAGGCAAGAGGCACGCGGGGCUCUACGAGUGCUCAGCCACCAACGCCCUGGGCUCCAUCACCAGCUCCUGUACCGUCGCCGUGGCCCGUGUCCCGGGGAAGCUCACACCUCCGGAGGUACCCCAGGUCUACCAGGACACGGCGCUGGUGCUGUGGAAACCCGGAGAUAGCCAGGCACCCUGCACAUACACGCUAGAGCGGCGUGUGGAUGGGGAGUCAGCCUGGCACCCCGUGAGCUCGGGCAUCUCUGACUGUUACUACAACGUGACCCACCUGCCCAUCGGCAUGACCGUGAGGUUCCGUGUGGCCUGUGUCAACCGUGCUGGGCAGGGGCCCUUCAGCAAUCCUUCUGAGAAGGUCCUCGUCAGGGGCACACAAGAUUCCUCAACUCUGCCAUCUGCUACUCUCCAAGACGCCCCUGUUACCUCAGGGCCAGCCAGGGCCCCACCUCCUGACUCUCCUACCUCACUGGCCCCAUCCCUUCCCCUGACCCCAGCUCCCUCAGCCUCCCAAAUAGCCACUCUCAGCCCUUCCUCUCCCUCAGCACCCCCCAGCCAGGCCUUAUCCUCACUCAAGGCCGUGGGUCCACCGCCCCAAACCCCCCCACGAAAGCACAGAGGUCUGAUGGCUACACGGCCAGCAGAGCCCACCCCACCCAAUGGCCAGGUCCUGCCUGGUGAGCCCAAGUCUUCCAUCCCUGAAACUGGGACCCGAACCCUAGCCUCCACCCCUCAAGGGGCUAAGCCAGCAUCUUCCUUGGCUCCCCAGUAUGUGGUGACUUCCUUUGUGUCAGCACCACCAGCCCCCGAGCCCCCAGCCCCUGAGCCCCCUCCUGAGCCCACCAAGGUGACUGUGAAGAGCUUCAGUCCAGCCAAGGAGGAAGUCAGCUCCCCCAGGCCAGAGGGUACUACACUUCGACAGGGCCCCCCUCAGAAACCCUAUACUUUCCUGGAGGAGAAGGCCAGGGGCCGCUUUGGCGUAGUGCGAGCAUGCCGGGAGAACACCACAGGCCGGACAUUUGUGGCCAAGAUCGUGCCCUACGCAGCUGAGGGCAAGCAGCAGGUCCUGCAGGAGUACGAGGUGCUGCGGAAGCUGCACCACGAGCGGCUCAUGUCCCUGCACGAGGCCUACAUCACCCCGCGUUACCUCGUGCUCAUUGCUGAGAGCUGUGGCAACCGGGAGCUGCUCUGUGGGCUCAGCGACAGGUUCCGGUACUCGGAGGACGAUGUGGCCACCUACGUGGUGCAGCUUCUCCAGGGCCUGGACUACCUCCAUGGCCACCACGUGCUGCACCUGGACAUCAAGCCCGACAACCUGUUGCUGGCCCCUGACAAUGCCCUCAAGAUAGUGGACUUUGGCAGUGCCCAGCCUUACAACCCCCAGGCCCUGCGGCCCCUGGGCCACCGCACAGGAACGCUGGAGUUCAUGGCUCCUGAGAUGGUAAAAGGAGAACCCAUCGGCUCUGCCACGGACAUCUGGGGAGCAGGCGUGCUCACCUACAUCAUGCUCAGUGGACGAUCCCCAUUCUAUGAGUCAGACCCCCAGGAGACAGAGGCUCGGAUCGUGGGGGGCCGUUUUGAUGCCUUCCAGCUGUACCCCAACACCUCCCAGAGUGCCACCCUCUUCCUGCGAAAGGUCCUCUCAGUGCAUCCAUGGAGCCGACCCUCCCUGCAGGACUGCCUGGCCCACCCAUGGUUGCAGGACGCCUACCUGAUGAAGUUGCGCCGCCAGACGCUCACCUUCACCACCAACCGGCUCAAGGAGUUCCUGGGUGAGCAGCGGCGCCGCCGGGCAGAGGCUGCCACCCGCCACAAGGUGCUGCUCCGGUCCUACCCCGGCAACCCCUAG